AUGGAUAGUCAAGAGAGAUUACCACCAGUCUGGAGGGUUACAGUAUAUACAUGGCUAGUCAGAGGUUACACCAGUCCUGGGAGGGUUACAGUAAUAAUGGAUAGUCAGAGAUACACCAGUCUGGAGGGUAGGGUUACAGUUAUAUAAUGGACUAAGUCAGAGAUACACAAGUCCUGGAGGGGACAGUAUAUGGAUAGUCAGAGGAUACACCCAGUCCUGGAGGGUUUACUAG
This is a messenger RNA of Coregonus sp. 'balchen', 232 nucleotides long. Lineage: Eukaryota; Metazoa; Chordata; Actinopteri; Salmoniformes; Salmonidae. The record is from the annotation of a GenBank genome assembly.